UAAACAAUGAGCCAAAAUGUGAACACACAGUUUCUAGUUAUCGUAAAUUUGGCGCACAAAUAAACAAAAAAUACGACACGUACAAAACAAUUAAGUAUAUUCAGUGGCUGAUUUCGACAAAACAUCAAAAAUUUAUGCAAGAAAAAUGUUGCUAGUAAAAUCCAUGCAACGCUCUCACAAUUUUCCGAAAAGAAGAAGAAAGAAAUGUGACCAUUACCGAAUCAACGUGAAGAGAGAAAUUAUUGUACAGCAAUUUCGGGCUAUGACAGACGAUUUGUAACGAUAGAAAUAUACCAAGCUGAAAUUGCGAUCAGUUGCAUAUAGCCGAUUAUUUUAUUGUUAUUUAAAACAAAUAUUUAUUAUUGUUUUUUCUUCUUCUUCUUUUGUUUUCUUCCAUUCGACUGUAAUACGAUAUCUGAUGUGAUCAAUUCUGCGGCAUUUCGUACAAUUCCGUGUACCUAUCGACCGAACGGUCGACCGAUAAUGUGCAUAUUUUUUUUCAAAUUCUCAUCAGCAGUAAGUUGGACGUAUCAGUUGCCGGCAAAUACAUAAUCUGUGCCGACAAAUCGAGCGAAAACAUCUAAAAGUCAUUAUUUAAUUGCAGUUUGCACGUUUCAGUGAACUUAACAUUUGUUUUACGUGAAUCAGCAGAGCAAAAAGCAAAAACUAUUCGUUGGUUGUGUGUGUGUGCGUUCAUUAGAAGUUGAUUACAAAAGGAAAUUGGUUCGUUUAAAGUUGGCAUUUAGAAUCUACACAAACAAAUAGAUGAGCAGAAGGAGAAUAUACAUUCAAAAUAAACUGAGACAGCUAUAUUGACAAUCAGAGUGCAAAUAGGAAGAAUCGCAUCGCAUCUCAGCUGGACACCGAAAUCUAAAUCAACACACAAACACACAAAAUGAGCAACAGAACACAUGCCUAAUUAUCGAAUUUAAUAGAUAACCGAAACGAUAGAACCAAACUAAACGACAAAAUCAUCGUAUACAUUGUAUCCGAAGUGAAUACAAUGUGAGUUAAGCACACUACCACCACCACGAUACUAUACGCACGUAGACGUAUCACGAUGCUGACAUUAAACUUUGGGGCGAAAUUCUUUGUAUGUAUUGACUGAUUGUGUGAGAUGUUACUUUACGGAUAGUUCGGAGAGUUACUGUGAUUAUUUGUGACAAUUUCUGUUGAAGUGGAAAGGAACGAAGCGACGAAUGAAAUGCAAAAUACGAAGAAAAAACAACCAGAGAAAAGGCAUUAUAAUUCCCAUAAAUAUCAUGUAUUGGGUUCAGUUGAAACGCUGUGUUCAAACUAAACGCCUUUCGGCUCGUCGCUUGUUUUCACACUGCGCUUCGAUUAUAUUCAUCAGAGCUCGUCUAUGAUAAAAACGGCAUUUUUGCAAAACAUUUUCAAAAUUCUUUAAGUUCAUGAGUGAUCAACAUCAUUGUGAAUGUUUUUUUUCUUCAUUUUCUUUUAUUGUCUAUUUAUUGAAAUAGUGGUUUAGUUUUUGUUUUUUUGUAUAAUUUUUUUAAAAUUCUUUUCGUUUACCGUUGAAUUCAAAUUUUAAAUCGUUUCGCAAAUUAAAGUGAUUGAAACUUGAUUUUGUUGUAAAACAAGGAAGAAAAAAAAAGUCUUGUCUAUAUUGAUCAUAAUGGUGAAGUUGAACUAAUAAAUAACUGGUGUGUGAUAAACGAAAAUAUAAGACAUUUGAUUAUCUAAUGAACGUUUCGGUUUUGGACAGAUUUUCCGUUUUUGUUUCUCUUUCGUUUUUGGAAUUUUGUGCAAAAUCAUCAGUGCUAGUAAAUUGAAAUAAAUCAUUUCGGUUCAAUUUUUUUUCUGCGAAUCUAAUCAAACAACAUGGUUUUCGUGGCACCACAGAAGCAAAUCUGUUCACUCGGCGGCAAAAUAUCAACGCGCCUGUACGUCGGUUUGAUGUUAUUUGCAUCAUGUUUCGUAUCAUAUAUGCUGCGUGUGAACAUGUCCAUCAACAUAUUAGCCAUGGUGCAUCAUCAAGAAGUCGAAAUGAUCGGAGACGACAACAUAACGGCUAUCGUUGAGCCAAAUUAUGGACCGCGUUAUAAUUGGUCAGCGUCUGAGCAGAGUUUUUUGCUUGGAUCCUAUUUUUGGGGCUAUUUGGUGACAUCUUUACCUGGAGGCAUACUAGCUGAAUGGCUUGGCGGACGCGCAGUCGUUGGAUAUACGCUGGCUGGCAGUGCUGUGAUUACAGCACUCACACCAAUCGCAGCUGGAAUCUCUUAUUGGUUUGUCUUUGGCAUUCGACUUAUCACCGGCGUUUUAGCUGGAGUUUUGUAUCCAUCACUGCACAAUCUCAUUUCAAAAUGGGCACCGCCGGAUGAACGGGGGAAGUUUAUUUCAGCAUUAUUGGGUGGAACAUUCGGGACAGUGAUCACCUGGCCUCUUGCGGGAAUUUUAACCGAAACAUUGGGUUGGGUUUAUGCAUUUUAUGUGCCAGCUAUCAUAACGGCGGUUGUAACGAUUUUGUGGUUUGUGUUCAUAUAUGAUUCACCAGGACAGCAUCCACGUAUUGAUCAAACUGAACGUGAGCACAUUGAAAAAGCACUGGGUGGAAAUAUUUCCAAGAAAAAGGCCAUGCCACCGUUCGGCAAUUUACUGACAUCGGUGCCAUUUCUCGCUUUGACAGUUUUACACUACGGUAAUCUGUGGGGAUUGUAUUUCUUAAUAACAGCUGCACCAAAAUUCAUGAGCGAGGUAUUGGGUUUUAAUAUUGCACAAGCGGGUAUAUUAGCAAGUCUUCCGUACCUUGCGCGAUUGUUCUCCGGUUUCAUAUUCGGUUCGAUUGGUGAUGCUUUGACAAAAUCUGAGGUGAUGUCAGUGACUUCGAUCCGCAAAUCGUUCUGUUUAUUUUCACAUAUUUUGCCUGGUUUGUGUUUAAUUGGAUUGGCGUAUGUUGGUCAUCAUCCAUACUGGUGUGUAGCUGUGAUCACGAUAUCGCUCGGCUUCAAUGGUGCAUCGACACUCACAAAUUUGCAAAAUAGUCAAGAUUUAGCUCCAAAUUAUGCGGGCACUUUGUACGGUGUGAUCAACUUCAUCGGUACCACGACUGGAUUUUUGACACCCAUGGUGGUUGGUCACUUUUCUAUAAAAAAUACCCUUGAAGAGUGGAGUAUAAUAUUCAUCAUUGCCGCAGUUGCUUACAUAAUUCCAGCCUUUGUUUUCAUUUUGUUUGGCAGUGGACAGGUACUCAUUGAAGCAUCAAAACGAAUUAUUCUAUUCAUUUACAUAUUUAAUUUGUAUGGCUUCAGGUACAACCUUGGAAUGAACCGAAAAAGACCGACGAAAAAACAAGCGAUGAUACCGUGCAACAACAGGCAUAAUUUCCGAUAAUGUGAUUUGAUAGCGAUAUAAUGUUUAGGACUUAAGAGAUAGUUUCCAUCGCUUACGGGUUGUGUAUUCAAAUUCAAGUUUUCGUCGAGUGAAUUAGCGUAUAUUUAUAAAUUGGUUUUGUUUUUUGUCAAGUCGAACGAAAAUUGAACGAUUCAACUAGACCUAACAAUGUAAUGAUGGACAACAUUUCAUAUCGAAGCAAGGAGACAAAGUAUUUUAUGGCAUGUUGACUGAUUGAUCUACUAGUAUUUUUUUAUGUUUACACCUUGUUUGUUUUAUUGUUUUUUUUAAUUAUCUUGCAAAGAGGAAUGUCAAUUUUACAAUGAUGGUCGUAUAGUAACCAUCUAUAUGAUGGUUGCCACUCGAUAGUGGCGCUACUGUCUAUGUGAUUUAAAUAACGUUGAACUUUUCAGUAUUUUUUUCUUUGAUGUGAUAGAUUACAAAUGAUAUAACCAGAUUUCCAUGAAGUAAUCAUUCGUCGAUUGAAUGCGUUAAAUCUGAAUUCAUUUUGUAAUGUCGUCCGUAUCUAUCCUUGUCACUUCUGUUGAUGUAUUGUACUUUAGCCUAUAGAUUUUACCAAAAGCGAUAUCUUUGUAAAUUAAAUAAUAAUCUUAAGAACGAAACCUA
Molecule: messenger RNA, 3978 nt
Organism: Sitodiplosis mosellana (orange wheat blossom midge)
Lineage: Eukaryota; Metazoa; Arthropoda; Insecta; Diptera; Cecidomyiidae
Product: sialin-like
Exons: 9
Coding region: 1843-3351 (502 amino acids)
Biological process (GO): transmembrane transport; monoatomic anion transport
Cellular component (GO): plasma membrane
Molecular function (GO): transmembrane transporter activity
Source: RefSeq, a predicted model, not a curated record